CUUGUUCUUCUUCUUCUUCUGUGUGCGUCCAAGGCAUUUAUAAUUCCCGGGCUAAGGAGCACCGCUGCACCUCUUGGUAUCAUUCCGUUUCCGGCUUCGCGACCCGAUAUCCAUAUUCCCUCCAUUUCAGUUUCCCGGGCGUAAAGUAGUUCCCCGCAAUGGAGUCCGAGGCUUUUGAGGACAUGCAGAAGGGCGGCGGAUCCCUCCGCAUGGUCAAGGAUUUGGGGGCCGGUGCUGCUGGUGGAAUUGCUCAGGUGCUUCUCGGACAGCCUUUUGACAUUGUCAAGGUUCGCCUCCAAACCACUACCCAGUACUCCAAUGCCUUGGACUGUGCCACCAAGAUCUUCAAGAAGGAGGGCCCCUUUGCCUUCUACAAGGGUACCCUGACUCCGUUGAUCGGAAUCGGUGCCUGCGUCAGUGUGCAAUUCGGUGCUUUCCACGAAGCCCGGAGACGCCUUGAGAAGCUCAACAAGAAGAAAUACGCCGACAGCACUCUCUCCUACUCCCAGUACUACCUGGCCGGUAGUUUCGCCGGUCUCACCAACUCCGUGCUGUCGGGUCCCAUUGAGCACGUCCGUAUCCGUCUGCAGACCCAGCCCCACGGUGCGGACCGCCUGUACAACGGCCCCAUUGACUGCAUUCGCAAGCUCUGCAACCAGGGCGGCGUCCUCAAGGGUCUUUUCCGCGGCCAGAACGUCACCUACCUCCGUGAAGCCCAGGCCUACGGAACCUGGUUCCUGGCUUUCGAGUACCUGAUGAACCAGGAUGCCAAGCGCAACAACAUCAAGCGUGAGGACAUCUCCAGCUUGAAGGUCGCCACCUAUGGUGGUCUGGCCGGUGAGGCCCUCUGGCUGAGCAGCUACCCCUUCGACGUGGUCAAGAGUAAGAUGCAGUGCGAUGGGUUCGGUGCCCAGCAGCAGUUCAAGAGCAUGACCGACUGCUUCAAGAAGACUUAUGCAGCUGAGGGAUUUGCUGGCUUCUGGAAGGGUAUCGGACCUACCCUGCUUAGGGCUAUGCCUGUGUCUGCCGGUACUUUUGCUGUUGUCGAGCUCACCAUGAGAGCCCUUGGUUAAACCAACCAGCCAGCCAGAGAAAACAAAUCAAAUAAAAAAUAAACUAAUACCCAUCACAUAUCCCAACCACAGUUCAAGUUCGGUGGUGUUUUCUUGAUAUCCUUGUCUAUCUGUCUAUCUCUUCGUCAAUUUCAACAGGGCACACACACCCACACUGGAGGAAAAGUUCCGCUUUAGACUUCUUCAUCAUCAUUAUCAGAUUUUGUACUCGUCUCGCAUGGUUUAUAGACAGCCCAUCUGUAUUUGACAGAUGCGAGCAAUUCAGCUUCUUUUCAACACGGCCGGUUCAUGGAUUUUAUUCGUCUUUCUUUUCCUCCUCUUUUUUUUUAACUACUACUAUACUAAGAAUUCUAUACACCCACCCCA
This is a messenger RNA of Aspergillus sclerotioniger CBS 115572, 1439 nucleotides long. RefSeq names its product putative mitochondrial carrier protein (Ymc1). Gene Ontology annotation, biological process: mitochondrial L-ornithine transmembrane transport. Gene Ontology annotation, molecular function: L-ornithine transmembrane transporter activity. Bases 159 to 1073 code for a protein of 304 amino acids. The transcript has 5 exons. The record is from RefSeq and is a predicted model, not a curated record. Lineage: Eukaryota; Fungi; Ascomycota; Eurotiomycetes; Eurotiales; Aspergillaceae.